Molecule: messenger RNA, 8921 nt
Organism: Felis catus (domestic cat)
Lineage: Eukaryota; Metazoa; Chordata; Mammalia; Carnivora; Felidae
Gene: MECR
Product: mitochondrial trans-2-enoyl-CoA reductase
Exons: 12
Coding region: 2298-3194 (298 amino acids)
Biological process (GO): fatty acid metabolic process
Cellular component (GO): mitochondrion
Molecular function (GO): trans-2-enoyl-CoA reductase (NADPH) activity
Source: RefSeq, a predicted model, not a curated record
AUCACGGCUUUGGCGUGAGGUGCUCGUCGCUUGGGGCCGCCGCUGGUCUGCCGCCGCCCCCUACUCCGCAUCUGCCGAGCCCUCCCGGGUCCGGGCGCUGGUCUAUGGGCACCACGGGGACCCAGCCAAGGUCGUCGAUUCAUAUGGCAUCACAGGUGUACAGCCGGGGCCUCAAAGGAGCCAUUGUGACCUUAUCCAGUCUGGGAUCUGUCGAGUGAAGACAGUGGCAUCCCUCCGAGUUGCAUGGCGCCAUGACAUUCACAGGGGAAGGCCGUGAACACUCCUGGGGAAGUGACUUGAGAUCUAGCCAGGCUGUGUUUGGGUGCCUCCUUUGCACUCUACAACACAGCCACUGGUUCCUCUGGCGAGUUAAAAAAAAAAAAAAAAAAAGAAAGAAAGAAAAAGAAAACAAGGAAGAAAUUGCUAUCAUGACACCAGAGGUCCAACUCCUGGAAUCCAGACUUGGCCCCCGUUUUCCUUCCUGUCUCGGCAGCAUGGUAUCCUUGACGACGACGCUAGGACUGUGUGCAGGGACGGCAGUGUCUGUGGUGCUAAUGGCAUUCCAUGGGGCAGGCAGGGGCCGGUCUCCCUGGUGAGAUGCAGCUGACCCACACACCUCCUGCCGGGCUGGCAGCGCAGCCCCUCCCUCAGCCACCUGGGUUCGCAGCUUCAACUCUGCAGCCCCUAGACCCUCAUCCCUGCCCCGCUCUCCUUCCCUCCCGCUUCUGUGACUUUCAGCCAGCACAGAGCGGCGAGGCUACCCAGAAGACAGAGAAGUGGGAGCGGAUUGUAGCCCCGUGCGGCACUUCUCAAACUGCUGUCUGGGGGCAGGCAGUUACUCGGUGUGCUGUGAAAACAGUGUCCCCAGCUGAGUUACCUCUGGAGGCUCUGGAUGACACAAAGUCCCCUGGGUUUUUUCCCUGGGUGACUUCUCCCAGCCUUUGUGACGCUGGGGCACCGUCUGAGUCCUAUAAAGGGCGUUUACUGGGCAGCAUUUCUCAGACAUAUCCUACACCCCGGGAGUGCCUAAUACUGUCUCUCAGGAUGGAAAUUCCACACGGUGUAAAGGAUGCUGGCUUAGUGUUCAGCAGUCUGAGCUUCAGAGUCAACCUUUAGGGCAAUUUUUGCCACUUAAUCAGAGUUUUACCUUAGACAAGUUCCUUCCUCUGAGCUUCAGUUUCCUGUUUGUGAAUUGGGGAGAUAACACCCUCCUGAUAGGUGUUUCGAGGACUAACCAGCCUCACGUGUAUAAAAUGCUAAGCACAAUGCCUGGAGCUUAGGAAACUGUCAGCAUUAGUUUCUCUUCAUUGUUCAGCCAGAUCGCCCAGAGCAAGAUGAUCUGCCUGCCUCGACUCCCACUACAUCCAGCUGACUCACAGCUCUGUACGUCUAGCCUGGAGUGCCCUCUCCCCAUACCACGCGGCUUCAAGCUCCAAAUAUAACACCUCCCUCCCCGCUCCAAACCACUCUCCCUUCCUCUCUGUGUCAAUAUCCAGUUGUCCACGCCAGAAGCCCAGGAGCCGUCAGAGAUUUCCCACUCCCGUGUGGAGGGAGUGACAUCAAUACCACUUCUUAUUUUAGAGAUCCCAGGUUAUCAAAUCCUCUCCAUUCCCCUGGCUCCUGUCCAGAUUGCACCUACUGCCUGGCCAACUAUCAAGUCAGAUUCUUUGCCAUUCCUUUCUUUUGCAAGAAAGCCUACCUUCCUCCCUCAGUCCACCCAGUAAACUCUCACUUAUCCUUCAAACCCCAACUAAGGUACCACUUCUUCCAAAGCCCAAUGCUUCUUCCAAUGCUGGCUAACCCUGCAUUUCCUCCCUCCGGGCGCAGUCUGGGAUUAGGACCGCAAGCCUGCCUCUGGGGUGCCUGCCUCUGGGGGUGCCUCUCGCAGUGACUCCACGUGUGAGAGUCCCCGUGCCAUCAAGCUCCCAGGCAGGAGAAUUUUUUUUUUUUUUAUCCUUAAGCCUCUUGGCUCAAUACCUGACACUGAGUAGGACUGUCAGUAAAAUAUUUGCUGAGUUAAAUUUACUUGAGUUUUCCAAAAAGUCGCCGUCUUUCAGUGAUUCAGUGAUUCUCUUCAGAGGGAUAGCCAACUAAUUGUUUCAGAGGCUUCCUUGGAUAUUCCUGCACUGAUAACAGCUGCCAUCUCUUCAGCAUCUACUAUGUAUCAGGGAGGAAAGUCGCGUAAUUUCAUUAGGAAGCAUUCUUGAGCACUGCUUUGGUCCCAGGCACUGUGCUAAACACGGAGACUGAAGGACCUGGAGCUAGCUGCUGUGGGCGGAUCAGACGUCCAUGUGAGGAUGCUGGCGGCCCCUAUCAAUCCAUCUGACAUAAAUAUGAUCCAAGGGAAUUAUGGCCUCCUUCCCAAGCUGCCUGCUGUUGGAGGGAAUGAAGGUGUUGGACAGGUGGUGGCAGUGGGCAGCAGUGUGACUGGGGUGAAGCCAGGAGACUGGGUGAUUCCAGCAAAUGCCGGUUUGGGAACCUGGCGGACUGAGGCUGUGUUCAGCGAGGAAGCACUGAUCGGAGUUCCAAGUGACAUCCCUCUUCAGAGCGCCGCCACCCUGAGUGUCAAUCCCUGCACGGCCUACAGGAUGUUGAUGGACUUUGAGCAGCUGCAGCCAGGAGACAGUGUCAUCCAGAAUGCGUCCAACAGUGGAGUGGGGCAAGCAGUCAUUCAGAUCGCGGCAGCCCUGGGCCUGAGGACCGUCAAUGUGGUCCGAGACAGGCCUGACAUCCAGAAGCUGACUGACAGACUGAAGAGUCUAGGGGCCGAGCAUGUUCUCACAGAAGAGCAGCUAAGGAAGCAUGAAAUGAAAAAUUUCUUUAAGGACAUGCCCCAGCCCCGACUUGCUCUCAACUGCGUUGGCGGGAAAAGCUCCACAGAGCUGCUGAGACACUUAGCGCCUGGGGGAACCAUGGUGACCUACGGGGGAAUGGCCAAGCAGCCUGUCAUAGCCUCUGUGAGCCAGCUCAUUUUUAAGGAUCUCAAACUUCGAGGCUUUUGGUUAUCCCAGUGGAAGAAGGACCACAGUCCAGCCCAGUUCAAGGAGCUGAUCAUCACACUGUGCAGUCUCAUCAGCCGAGGCCAGCUCACGGCCCCUGCCUGCUCCGAGGUCCCACUGCAGGACUACCAGCGUGCCUUGGAAGCCUCAGUGCAGCCCUUCGUGUCUUCAAAGCAGAUUCUGACCAUGUGCUAAUCGCAUAGGAGCGGAGCCAGAGUGAGGUGGGAGGGAAGACGGAUCGGUAGGACUGGUUUCGGGCCCCUCGGUCAGGGCCCUCAGCUUUCCCCAGGCUGCCCUCUGACUAGGGGGGUUGUGAAGCCAUCCAGGGCCAGCCCCUGGGUAUCUAAUAAAGUCUGAACUUCCUAAGAACAGACACACACAAAACCAACAGAAGUCAUCCCUGUCGAGAAGAACCCUCAGUUGUGCACCUGCCAUUCCAGCAUUAAGAAGCCCCCUUGCCCAUCCUCCAACUUGUCCUCCAGCGAUGAUUUCCUGACCACCCUGAAAGCAAAGUGAGGGUGGGGAGUGGCAGGUACAAAAGCCAGUAGGAUGCAGUCUCCACCCCCAGGCUGUCCCAGAGGAAUAGAAAGGAAGGUUUGACUCAUUCUGGGUGGUGCGGGGCUCCGUGUGGGACGGGAGGAGGAUCAGCUACCUGAGAGGGUGAAUGCCAGGCUAAGGAGCCAAGGAGUCGGGGUCUCAGGUGGCUGGACCACCCUCCUGGAAUGUCUGUCCUAACUGGGGAAAUAGUUGUUACACCAGUGCUUCUCAACCUGAAGUCAUUUUACCCCCAAGGACGUUUGACAGUGUCUGGAGACGUUUUCAGUCAUAAUUGACAGGGUGCGAUCGGCAUCUAGUGGGUAGAGAUCAGUGAUGCUGCUCAGAUAGCAUCUGGUGCACAGAACAGCCUUCCUCAACAGAAUGAUCCAGCCCAAGAUGUCCAUAGUGCCACUGUUGAGAAACCCUGAAUUAAGCUAACAGUCCCACAAUCACUGCCCUGGUGAUUCAAGUGCUAAAGAAGAUGCAUGCGAAGUGCUAUGAUGGUAUAACUGAGGUCUUGUCCUAGGCCUGGAGUCAGGGGAGCCUUCCUUACAUGAAAGUGGGUUCUGAAAAUGAGUAGCUUUAUUCAGAGAAAGAGAAGAGUUUGACAUCAUGUGACUUUUUGUGUUUCCCUUAUGAUCCACUCACCCUGAUGGAAAAAAACUAGAGACUCGGGAAUGUUCCCUGGUCACCGGGCCUACUUUCUCUUAGCUCAAGAGCCUCUUUCAAGGAGUAUUUACUAGAUACCCAGUGUGUGCCUGAGGCCAGGGAUGCCUGUGAGGGGGCGGAGGCGGGGGCUGGCCCUCUGGCUGCUUAGCCUAGUGCAGGGGACCAACCUUCCCAGCAUACCAAUGAGGCCUCUGACAGAGGUGUCCAGAGGGCCCUGGAGACACGGCAACUCUGCCUGAGGGUUGAAGGAAGGCUUCGUGGAAGAAGUGGCGUCCACCACAUAUGGUGAAGGCCAAGCAAGAAAACGUGCAUCCAGCAGCACAUGCGCGAGCCUGCUUCUGCUGCCUGAGGUUGGAGAGUGUGAGGGCUGAGAUGGGAGCUGUGGGUACAGGUCAGAGCAGAAAGGUUCGAGAAUUCAGGACUUACCCUUCAGAACUGGCGAGGCACAGAGGGGUUUUCAGCAGCAGGGUGAUAUGGGGAAACUGGCUCAGAAGACCAGAGGGCACCCAGGCUUAUCACAGACACGUACGUAGGCCCCUGACCUAAUGCUCUUGCCUUUGGGAGCAUCUUGUGUGUCCUCUGGAGAAAAGGACUUGGCUUCAGCCCAGAGCUGGGGAAGGUCUGCACGUGUCCUCUUGAUAAGAGUUGCUACCUUGUGCACGUAGGCUCAGGAUCAGCCCCAGCUUGCCCAAGUCCCUCCCGUCCCGUGUCUUCUGUCCUUGAAAAAAACGCCUGAGAGGGUGGAGGAGGCUGCCCAAAGGCUACAGCAAUGAACGGUUAGAAUUAGGUUCUUCAGGAGGAGUCCACAGUGUUGGGUUAGGGGAAUGAUGAGCCUGCAGCCAUGGAGAGGGGGCAGCCCCUGGUACAGACUCAGAGGAGAUAGACACGAUGGAGGAAGGUUCCUAACACUAUGGUUAGAGACCCUGUGGAGGGCCGUGCAAAACAUCCUAAGAACAGUAUCUCUAGGGGUCUGGAGGUGACAUUUGGUUGUGCUUUAUUGUCUUUAUUUUUAUUUUUUUAAAUGUUUCUUUUUGAGAGAAAGAAAGAGCAUAAGCAGGGGAAAGGCAGAGAGAGAGACACACACAGAAUCUGAAGCAGGCCCCAGGCUCUAAGCUGUCAGCACAGAGCCUGACGCGGGGCUCAGACUCACGAACUGCAAAAUCAUGACCUGAGCCGAAGUCAGACACUUAACCGACUGAGCCACCCAGCUUCUCAGAGAAGGGAGACAUGCCUUCUAGACUAAGGGACCAGAUUAAGCAAAAUAUAUUAUGGAGGCAGGGCAUUUAUGUUAGAAUCUUGUCAUUUCCCCCCAAAUACCCAUUCUCUUCCUAAGAACACAUGAUUUUUACAUAGGCACAUGGUAGCCUGGAAUAAAUAGUUUUCCUGCCUUCCUUGCAGCAGACAAGAUCCAUCCCUUGUGAUGCAGGCAGAAGUGGUAGGUGUUGAUUUCUUAAGAACCUCUUUAACAUAUAGCCAGCAUCCAGCCUGUACCUGUUUCUUCCCCUUCCAUCUUCCUCCUGGCUGGCACACAGACCUGAUUCCUGGAAUUUGUACAGCCAUCUUUGAUCAUGUUAAGAAUGGGUGAGUGACAAGAUCCAAGAAGCCUGGGUUCCUGGCACCCAGAAGCCCCAGCUGCCCACCUCAGGAUUUGUUUUACAUGAGAAACAAGCCUCUGUGUUAUUUAAUUUUGUAGAAUUUGGGCUGUCUCUGAAGCUAACCAUAAGUGAUACAUAUUCUAUGAUUCAAUUUAUAUUGGAAUCAAUCAAGCUGAAGCUGGAAAACUGAAUUGCGGCUGUCUGUGAUUCCCCGCUAAGGAAUUUGAACUUUAGCCUGUGGGCAAUAGGGAACAAAAGAUUUCUGAGCCAGAAGAUGAGAACUGUGCUUUGGGAAAACAAUUCCUCUGGCAGCAGUUUGGGGGACAGUUGGGAGAAGGGAGGCACUAAACGAAGAGAUAAAGUCAGAAAUUCCCAGGCUUCUGAAUUUCAGACAAGUAAAAUCCGCAGAAAUUUCAAAGGCCGGCGUGAGGAUUACCAACAUCUAGGAGGCCAGCAGAGAAAGGAGACCGUGACAAGACCGUGGCAAAAGAGGGUCUGACUUCAACUGGAUCAUCUCUUCCAUAUUCCACAAGUAUAGGCGGCUGUUUUUCAUUUUCAUGCUGUGGAGUUGGGACAGCUCUGUUGGCCCACUAAAUAAACAAAAUCCUUUCUAAAUGGCUGGGGGAGGAACCUUUGGCCCCAGGAGACUGAAAGAAGACGAACAGGCAUUACCUCCUAAACCAAAAAGCUUGGGCACACCUGACGCCCUGAGGCUUCAUGACUGUGGUGCUCCCUGUUUGUUGUUUUCUGGGAGCAUCCACCCUGCCACCACCUACAGCCACUGACAUAAUAUUGACUGCUUUGUGCCUUGGGAGAUGAGAUAGAUAAGCCUGCUUUCCUCAGGGAAAGACGUGAGGCCCAGAAGAAAAAGGUUCUUGCAUUCAUCUGAGUGUCGCAGGCACGCAUGUCCUUGCCCCUGAAAGCUCCUGGCUGCAUCUGCCAGCCUCAUGCUUCUUGGUAGGCACCAUGCCCUGGGUAAGACACUGGGCCCAUCCAAAGCAGCUGGAAAUGGUAGAGAAGAGAGACUUAGGCCUGGCACAAUAUCUGCCUGCAUUUGCAGGCAGGAAAAUCCAGGAACAUGGCAGAGGUAAGGAGAUGUUCGCACUCCCUGAAAGAAAAGAAAGCUUUCCCUGUGCCCUUAACCCUUUGCAGUGUAUAAACCCUUUCACCCACAUCUCCAUUUGAUUUUUGCAACUUCCCUCUAUCAUUGAGAUUUUAGUAUCAUAACUUUACAGAAGAGGAAGACGCCAGGCGAGGUGAAGUGAAUUGCUCGAAGUCAUACAGCAGGCAGCAGAUCUGACACUAGGAGCCAGGUCCCCUGAUCCUGUCUGGUCCCUCUACCAGUCCUGAUUUUUUUGACUCCAGUGAUCAUUAACAUGUCAAUCAGAAGAGAGUUCAAAUUUCCCUGAGUCUGUAUCUCACGGAGAGGCAGGAAAAAAGGGGAAUCAGGAGGCUGUUAAAGUAGUUCAGGUAAGAGAUCAUUCAUUUGUUCAUUUAGUAACUAUUUUGAAUGCCCAUAUGUGAAAAGCACUGUCAUGGGUGCUAGGGAUACAGUAGGAGAGAGACAAAGAACUUGGCCCUGGAUACCAGGGAGCUUACAUCCUAGUGGAGAAAGCCCAUGAACAAGUGAAUAAACAAGGUAAUUGCAGAGUCUGGUAGGUGCUGUGAAAAAAUCAAAUAAAAUACAGUGGUAUCCUAGUGAUGGGAUACUUGAGAUAAGGUGGGCUGGGAAGGUCUGAGACCUGAAUAAGGAGUCAACCAUAUUGCAGACAGAAGUAACAGCCCAGGUAAAAACCCUGAUGUGUGAACAGUGUGACAGGGCCUGAACUAGCCAGUGGGAGUGAAGUAGAUGCAUCUGGCAACAUUUAGAAGGAAGAAUCAACAGGAUAGACUAGGUGUGGUGGUUGCAGGUUGAACUUUAUUUAGCACUUUGCUGGAUGGAGGGUGUCACUGCCUGAGUUAGGGAACUCUGGAGGAGGAAGAGGGUUUAGAGCCUGGCAUUUCCCCUCUGCCAGGGCUGUCUUUCCCAUCUGUAUUAACAGGCUGAUCAGACUAUAAGACCACCAAGGUUAGUACCAGUUCUUAAGAAUAUUAUGAUCCUUACACAACUAGAUUCCAAAUGGAUCAAAGAUUGCAAUAUAAGUCCUGAAAAUAGCAUAAUAAACCAUGAGAGGUUGUUUUUGGUUUUGUUUUAAACCUGAGUGAGAAAAACCACCACACAAAAUCCAGAAUCAAAGAAAAAUAAAGGAUGGAUAAAUUGCCUCCAUAAAUAUCUUCUGUUUCUGCAUAGCAGAAGACACUCUGGGCAAAGUCAAAAGUCAAACUCAGAAAAAAUAUUUCCAAUUCAUCUAACAAAGAGCUGAUUUCCCUAAUAUAUAGUGAGCUCUUAUGAAUCCAUAAAUAAAAAGGGGGAGAAAUGUAAGCAGACACAGAAAGGAAAGUCUAAGUGUCUCUUAAAGAUAUGAAAUGUGGGGCGCCUGGGUGGCGCAGUCGGUUAAGCGUCCGACUUCAGCCAGGUCACGAUCUCGCGGUCCGAGAGUUCGAGCCCCGCGUCAGGCUCUGGGCUGAUGGCUCAGAGCCUGGAGCCUGUUUCCGAUUCUGUGUCUCCCUCUCUCUCUCUGCCCCUCCCCCGUUCAUGCUCUGUCUCUCUCUGUCCCAAAAAUAAAUAAACGUUGAAAAAAAAAAUUAAAAAAAAAAGAUAUGAAAUGAGGCUCACUCCACUCAAGAUAACUGCAAAUUACACUACCCCGACAUAGUGUUUUUCAGCUAUCAGAUUGACAAAGAUCAUAAAAUUUGAUAACAUGGUGUUGAUGAGAUGGAGAAACAGGUACUUAUGGAAGAGAAUUGAGCAAUAUCUAUCAAAACUACACUUGCCCACACCCUUUGACCCAACUGUCAUACUUCUAGGAAUACAUCCUACCUAUGUGUAUAUACAAAGUUACUCAUUACGGCAGGUGUAAAUAACAAAUGGUUUGAACCUAUCUCAAAAUCCUUCAUUGCUGCACCUAUUCAGUCAAUUACUGUGUAUAAUGGUAUUUUAUAAGCCAUAAAAACGGUCCCGAGGAAGCUCCUUUUGUACUGAUGGAAUGAUUUUCAAAAUAUAGUUAAGUGCAAAACUGUA